Messenger RNA from Monosiga brevicollis MX1, 3767 nucleotides. RefSeq lists its product as uncharacterized. Lineage: Eukaryota; Choanoflagellata; Craspedida; Salpingoecidae. The coding region runs from base 1 to 3489 and encodes 1162 amino acids. Gene Ontology annotation, biological process: deadenylation-dependent decapping of nuclear-transcribed mRNA; P-body assembly. Gene Ontology annotation, molecular function: RNA binding. Gene Ontology annotation, cellular component: P-body. The record is from RefSeq and is a predicted model, not a curated record. The transcript has 10 exons.
AUGCCAAGGCCACCCAACUGGUCAAAGUACCUGCGAAGGAGGCCGGGCACUCAUGACCAAUUAAUUUCUCCCACCUCUCAAUUGGUAUUCUUUUGUCUCUUCCGUCUCUUUGUCUCUCCUCUUUGCCAAAAGGUCCACAUACUCUGUUGUCUCUGUGUGUGUGCUCUGUGUGUGUGCUCUGUGUGUGUGCUCUGUGUCUGUGUCUCUCUCCAUCUCUCUCUGUCUCUGUCUCUGUCUCUCUGUCUCUCUCUGUCUCUCUCUGUCUCUCGCUGUCUCUCGCUGUCUCUCUGUCUCUCUAUCUCUGUCUCUCUCUGUUUCUCUCUGUAUCUCUGUAUUUCUGUAUCUCUCUGUCUCUUUGUCUCUCUCUCUGUGUACCUCUCUCUCUCCUCUCUACCUGUCUCUCUGUCUCAUUGGAUUGCACCAAGUCGUCAAGCCAGCUCGUGGCCCUGCGCCAUGGACGGCUUUGACCUCCCGCCGGGACUUGGCGGGCCGGAGGCAGAUGACGAUCUGGACCUCGAAACCUUCGGCGAUGACGACCUCGACGAUGACUUUGACUUUACCGCCCAUAAUCAGCUGGCGGCGGAGCACGAAAACAUUGUUCAGGCCCAGGGUGGCCGUCAACUGCGCCCUGAAAAUGAGAUCGCCAUGAUGCAGGACCAAGAGGGCCUGCAGCUGGCUGCCUUUGCGCAACAGCGCCAGCUGAAUCAAACCAUACUCGAGCCCACCGGUCCCGCGGAUGAGGAUGAUGACGAGCUUUUUGGUGACACGAUUGUCUCGGCGCUCGACGAUCUGCUCAAGCCAACGGUUGUGGAUGCGGACGAGCUGCUCGCGCCUCAGCGCCGUAAUACGGGCAUGCUGACUGGAGCCAGUCUCUUUGAUAUGAAUAGUGGCUCAGACACCUGGGGCAACGUAGCCGACCUUCUUCUGACCCCCGAGCAAAUCGUGUCCAUGUCCUCGGAUUCAUCCCGUGCGCCCCGUAGCGGCGGUCCAGCCCCCGUCUCUUCCCUUUGGUCCACCGCGCCCUACGCACCAAGCAACCUCACCACUGCGACCAGCGACUGGGGAGCUCCGGCUGUAGUGGCUGCGCAGCCACCUGCCACCUCUCGCCCGGCCCAGCAGCCCCAACAUUAUCAGCCCGCCCGCGUUGAGCCUCCCGCGGCUCGUCCCGUGACACUCCCCGCCCCCGCCGCCCCGGCUCCAGCCAAGCCUGCAGCCCCCAAACCCAUCUCUCUCGAGGAGCUGGAACUGCAAAUGGAACAGCAACUGUCCAUGGCCCCGCCUCAGGCUCAGCCCAAGCCCUCGGCUCACCCCCAGCAGCUGCCCCCCCACCAGGGACAUGCUCCCCCGUCGCAGCGAGCGCCGCAACAACAACAACAACAACAGUACCAGCAACAACAGCAGCAACACCUGCCCCCUCAUUUGCAACAGCAACCGCAACGCGGCGCUCCCAUGCACAUGCAGCAGCAGCAGCAUAUGCAGCAGCAGCAUAUGCAGCAACAGCUCCACAUGCAGCAGCAAAUGCAGCAGCAACAGCACAUGCACCGCAUGGGAGGCCCUGGGGGCCACCCUGCCCAAGUCUCACCACAGCAGAUGCAGCAGGAGAUCAUGAAUCUCGAGGCGUUUCUGGAGCCCCUGGAGCAAGAAAAGGCCAAGAUUCACGCCACGCGUGCUGCUGUCACAGCCCGCAUGGUUGACCUCGCCAAACAGCUCUCUCGCCUCAACCUUCAGGGCAACAAGCGCACUCGCAAAGGACAGCAGACCGAUGCUGAGCCAUCCAAUCUGACGCCAGAGCAACAGGCCAACAAGCAGUCAUUGCAGCAGGAGUUAUCCGAAGCCCGCGAACAGGUGCGCGAUCUCGAGCGCCGCUUCAAGGCUGCUGAAGCCACUCAAGACAAGGCCCGCGAGCAGUUCUUCAACCAGCGCGCUGCCAUGCUGCCCCCGGCCGCUCGCUACUCGCUGCUUCAUAUGCGCGUCAACUUUAUCCAGCACAAGCUGGACACGCUUGGUGCCGGCGUUCGCCAGCUUACUAUGAUGGUCAACCGUCUCUCUCACGAGCACGAGGAGCUCUCCGCCGACAAGAAGAACCCCGAGCGCCAAGCCCGCCUCGACAAGAUCAUGGCCUCCUAUCGCCGCGAACGCCAGCGCCUGGGCCUCUAUGCCGACCUGCGUCGGCCCAUCCUGGAGGAAGCGCGCUUCAUUCGUGCUCGUCUUAACGAGUACCAUCAGAUGCAACACUCGCACAACCUUCCACCGGCCAGCCGCGAACAGGAGCGCUUGGCCAAGUACAGCAACUUGAUGCGCUUCGGUGAGCGUCAGAACCUGAUCACCAUUGCCAUGAAGCAGUCUCAGGGUUCCGACCCGUAUCUGGACGACUUUUACUUUCUCCAUUUUCGUCACCGUCUGGCCGUCAUGCAACAGCAACAACAUGGUGGCCCCCCCGCGGGACCGGCGCCAAGCCCUUCGGAUGCCAGCCUGGCCAGCUUCCCGCUCUUGAACAAGAACCGCCGCUACGAAACCCCCAUCGAAAUCGAUGGUGCUCUUGGCUGCAUGCGCAGUACUGUCUCGCCGCGCGCCCCAAAGACCAUGAUUGCCAAGGUGGCCGUCGCACGGUCCGCAGACUCGUCUGAUGAGGUGGCGACCGAGCGGGCUCAACGUCGCGCAGCUUUGCUUGACAUUGAAGAUGGGUUUUCCGCCUUGCUUGAGAUUGAGGACAUUGAUCGCAGUGCCCACUCUGUGAGCGAGAAGGAACGUCGCGAGCUCUUUGAUGCCCGCAACCGCCUCAUCACCCAGGCCAUGGAGGCCAUUCACGUGGCCUCGACAGCCUCUGGUACCGACUUGGACGAGGACGCCAUUCUCAAGGAGGACCUUGGCUUUGUUCGCGUCAUGUGCUUGCAUAAGAGCAAGGCUCUGGUCGGCCGCUUGUUGGCGGUGAUGCUGCCCGUUCACUUGACCAACUUUUUCCUGGCCAUGAUGCGCACACUCCCCUUGCUGACGCGUGCCGGUCAUGCACUGCCCUAUGCUGACAAUCACGUGGAGAUCUUGAGCCAGGGCGUCGUGCCUACGCUCUGCAAUUUCAUGCAGCAGGUGCAGAUGAUUCAUCUGAACCAAGCUCUCGACGGCCUCCUCCAGGCUUUGCCUCAGGAUGCCGACGAACUCUUGGCCUAUAUCGAUAACGUUGGCAGCAUGAUGUUAUCAGCCAUUUUCACCCGCGCAGACAAGCUUCUCUCGUCGGGCCAGGAGAGCAUGGAAGUGCAGACUGCUUGGGUGAAGAACAUUGGUCAGCUGGCUGAGGCCCUGGCUCCAGGUCUAGCGAUUGCGGCACAAAUGCCGCCUGCGGAGUUCUCCUUUAUUUGGAAUGUAGCCACUGUCUUGGCCACCCAUGGUGGGCCCAAAGCAUUGGCAACGCUUAAGGAUGCUCUCGCACCUUUUGUUCCUUCGCAGGGCCAUCCUGCCGCGCAAAACUUUGCCAAGAUGUGUGGUUUGGCCUGAGCAUGAAUGGCUUUGGCGUGCAACCAGUUAUUGUUUUGUGCUCUUUUGGAGAUUUGGGGUUACCUUGCAAUAUGGGGGUUGUCGUGUGCUUCUGCGCUGAUGUGGGCUGCGCCAGCGUACAACGACGUUUGGUUUGUUUGUCUUUGUGAGUUUUUGCUUUUCUUGUCUCGAAGCCAGGCCUGUCUUGAACUUUUAGUUCCCAUACUUUCCGCACUCGUGGUUGUUUCCGCCCCUUUUUGCUGUUGCGUUUAUGAUUGUGGAAUUGACAUGUGAAUAAA